This is a messenger RNA of Strongylus vulgaris, 351 nucleotides long. NCBI's taxonomy places the organism in Eukaryota, Metazoa, Nematoda, Chromadorea, Rhabditida, Strongylidae. The record is from the annotation of a GenBank genome assembly.
AUGCUGACAAAUUCCAAUCCGUAUAUUGACUUUCCUCGACCAACCCUUCAUAAAACCGUUGCUAUAGGAGGGAUCACCGUUUCCGCUGACUUAAGGAGAAAUAGGCUUCCCGAGAAAUGGGAUACGAUUCUUAAUGAACGCAAUCACACGGUACUGGUGUCCUUUGGUUCGGUGGCAAAAGCAGUUUACAUGCCUGAUAAAUAUAAGAAAACGUUGUUGAAAGUCUUUGAAAGUAUGCCCGACACAACAUUCAUAAUGAAAUAUGAAGAGGAAAAAGACACGUGGGCAGAUCACCUUUCUAAUGUUCAUCUCGACGUUUGGCUUCCUCAACAUGCCCUUCUUGGUAAGUGA